CAACUGCCGUCGCACGCUAAAAAAGUUACGCCGUAUAUCAUUCAAAAUCUUAUCCCACCCCGCCACUCUCACACAAUCCUCCACCACCACCGACCAGCAAACCUUCGCAAUGCUUCGACACUCGCUUCGGGGCAGCUUGCAUCAGAAUUUCAGGCGGUCUAUAACUCCCACCGCUCGACCGACUUCCGGCUUCGUUUGCGCCUUCUGCGAUGUUCCGCGUCGCUUUAAUUCCACUUUCACACCGUCGGAUUCCAGUCCUCAGGCCGCACACCAGAAGGAUGACACGCAUGUCAGUAUACUUGGGAACUUCACCUCAGGGAAGGACGAGAGCAAGUACGACAAGUCCACGUCGGAGAAUGAACCCGGGAAGAAAGCCUUCUACAAAGGUGCAAAGAAAAAUGUGAAGGAAGGGUCUAUAUUCAAACUCAACGACAGCCCAACGGGUGACGGCCACAAUUCUCGCAAGAGAAAUUUUAAGGACAAAAAGCCAUAUAAGGAAUUUGGUGGGGAGAAACAGGGUGCGGAGAAGUCAAACAGCAAACGGGCGCCGAAAAAGGGAAAACCGUCCGACCAUGUAGCAAGGCCGAAGAAGUCUGAACCAGUAGACGGUGCAGGUACCAGAAUACGCAGGGUGCGGGCGAAAGGCGGUGCGGAAACUCAGGAUGAAUCCGGCGGAAUGUCUAUUUCUACAGCAAUGAACCCACGUGGUACAUCGGUGAUCGAGGAAGAGGCCGGUUUAAGUGUCAGCGAUGUUGAGGUUGAACCUAUUUCGAUUGUGCAUCAGAAAGAUGUCGCAACACUAUCGCACGGAUUAGAUCGAGUGCUUUUUAACCCCGGCGUCGUUUACCUCCAGGAUCCGAGAUCGCGAAUCUUUAACUUCGAUCCCUACCUACAGAAGAUCAUGCCCGUUACUGAGUUCGACUUCGAUGCCGUCGCUGGCUACAUUACUUCUUCGAAGGACGUGAAGUUGGAGGCGCUCAUGAAAGAGCAUGGAAAGAAGUAUAUGGGGUCAACCUCCAGUAUGACUUCUGUAUUGUCGCAUUUCCAUUAUCUACUAUCAGCGUGGAGGGAGAUUAACAUCGAUAUCCUCUCAAAAUCUUUCUCGGCGGACUACAAGUCAUUUACAGCGCUUUCACGGUUACCAACAUCAAUCUUCCUGCGUUAUAAAGGCGAUGGAACGUACGCCAUCGACUCCGACAAGGAAACGGAUGCGGACAAUAUCUUGAGUUACUUGGGACGUUCAAUGGAAAAGUUGUUAACCCUGCCACCGGAUGAGUUCGAGAAGUACCGUCGGGGAAACUCCCACGUACUAGACGACGAUACCCGCAAUGCUCAGGAUACCUACCAUUAUUCAACAUUUGGAGACUUCCUCAUGCGCUCGCAGCUAGACGCACACGACAGCCGUCUGCCUGGAACCGGUAUGUUUGACUUGAAGACAAGAGCAGUUGUUUCCAUUCGUGUGGACGUCACCAAAUUCCAUUUGGGAUCGGGCUACCAGAUCAAGACGCGAACCGGUAACUGGGAGUCUUUCGAGAGGGAAUACUUCGACAUGAUCCGAGCUGCGUUCCUGAAGUACUCUCUGCAGGUGCGAAUGGGUCGCAUGGACGGAAUCUUUGUGGCUUUCCACAACACCGAAAAGAUCUUCGGGUUCCAGUACAUUUCUUUGGAUGAGAUGGAUGCCGCACUCCACGAGGGGCCUGGUUCUGGAAUUGGUGCCCAAGAGUUCAAGAUGAGUCUGUCAUUACUAAACAAGCUCUUGAACCAGGCAACGGCCAAGUUCCCGGAGAAGUCUCUUCGGAUUCACUUUGAGACGAGAGAAACCUCAACGCCGUACAUGUACAUGUUCGCCGAACCCAUGGAGGAGGAGCAAAUCGAAGAGAUCCAGACUGGUGAAAGGGGAACUCUCGAGGAGUUUAUGGCAAAGAUCAAAGCACAGAUCUACGCACACGAGAACCCCGAUUCAGUAGUAGUCGAGGAUGAGGUCGAUGAGUUCCAAGUUGAGCCUGCUGAGGACAGAACUGAGCAGGAGACUAUUGAGGCUGGUGAGAUCGCCGAGACUGCUGAGAUUGAUGAGGCCGUUGUGGGAACUGCCGAGACCGAGACCUCCACGAUCGAGAAUGUCGACGAGAACGAGACUGCGGACGAGAUCGAGGCCUCCAAGAUCGAGAAUGCCGAUGAGACCGAGACUGCCGACGAGAUCAAGACCUCCAAGAUCGAGAAUGCCGAUGAGACACCGGUGGCGGCGGACGCCAGUGCAGAGUUUGGAAAGGCUGAAAUCGAAAAUGACAUGCAGCAGGAUGAACAGGUGGACGAUGCAUUCCUGAAGGAGCUCCAAGAUCAACGAGACAAGGACGAAGGAAAGGAUUUGUUUGGCGUCACACUGACAGUCAAGAACAUUGUGAACGGGAGUCAGGUGAAGCGUCCCACCCACCUGGUGGAGGGAGACAAGUGGGAGGUUGACUACAACAUCGCCGAGUUCAGCACACAAGCAAGAGCAUGGUCGAUCUACAACGCAUUGAGAAUGCGCAAGAAGAAGGCUUUCCUCGCACGACUCACGUCGACGGACUCGGAUCAAGUUGGUCAAUACCAGCAGUACAUUCAAACGUUGGCGGCCGAGGGUCGGGACUGGGAAAAGCUCCAGGACGAGCGUGAUUCUGGAAGAGAAAAGGUUGUGUUUCAAACUAAGAGCACGUAGGCUUGCUUGAUGCGGAUUUUUUUUCUUAUUUUAUUUCGGAGGAUCUUGUUUUAUGGUUGAGGUGGAGCGGGAGCACGCCAUAGAAGACGUCUAUGAUGAUGUCUAGACUGUAUAGUACAAGUAUAGGGGAACGUGGGUAGAAGGUAGUGUAAGAUGUAAAGGUAUUUGUCUGUAGGGGGCAUAUAAAGAGUAGGAUGAUGAAGAGAGUGGACAAUGCCGUACGGCACCGUUGCAUGAAGGCAGAAAUAUAA
Molecule: messenger RNA, 2946 nt
Organism: Tricharina praecox
Lineage: Eukaryota; Fungi; Ascomycota; Pezizomycetes; Pezizales; Pyronemataceae
Product: mitochondrial membrane protein Pet127
Exons: 5
Coding region: 110-2695 (861 amino acids)
Biological process (GO): mitochondrial RNA 5'-end processing
Cellular component (GO): mitochondrion; mitochondrial envelope
Source: RefSeq, a predicted model, not a curated record